Messenger RNA from Topomyia yanbarensis, 2401 nucleotides. RefSeq names its product dopamine receptor 2-like. The transcript has 3 exons. Gene Ontology annotation, biological process: adenylate cyclase-activating adrenergic receptor signaling pathway. Lineage: Eukaryota; Metazoa; Arthropoda; Insecta; Diptera; Culicidae. Gene Ontology annotation, molecular function: G protein-coupled receptor activity. The record is from RefSeq and is a predicted model, not a curated record. The coding region runs from base 1142 to 2401 and encodes 419 amino acids. Gene Ontology annotation, cellular component: membrane.
CGAAAAACUACCUAAAAUUGAGUUCCUUUGACUCAAUCUCGUGGUAUCGUGGGGGAACUUAAAAUUAGGUAAACCGUGUUGAAGGUAGUUUCCAUUUAACCACGGCAAAAAUUACAACUCAUUGAUAGGUUUUUUAUACUCAAAUUUAAGUUGAAUUUACCUAAUUUUGAGUUCACCCCAAACAACUCAAAAGUACCUUCCUCCACGGAAGACCUCGACUGAGUCGAAUCUCUCUUUUUGUUUUUGACAACACUAAUAAGUGCGAAAGCGACGCACAACUCAAAAGUAAGUUAAAAGAACUUUUCUGCAGGUUGUUUUAUUUAACCGUGUAUAGACGUUUGACAGUUAGCGCGUGUGGAUAGUAAACAAAAAAGAUAAUUCACGGUAGAAAUUAAAAGUAUAGCUUGGAUUGGAAAACUAGAAGAUAAUAAUAAUAAAAUAAAAUUAAACUGUGUGCGAUUGCGACAGGGAGAACGAAACAAUUUAUGUUGUGAGAGUAUAAACCUCACGGCGACCUAAAAUCACGAUUCGGCAGUUAAGGUAUCUCACCCUAACUUGACUUAAAACACGAGAAUAUAGUGGUAAAUACGACAACCAGAAAGCUUGGAAAAUAGGGAGAAACUACUUCUUACAAGUCGACGAGCACCACCGAAGAGGCAGGACCGAAGACGAAGUAAAAAAAAAAUCCCAGCGACACUGGCACACGGAAGGAAGCAUCACUGGAAAAUGUUGCACCAUCAUCAGCGCUGUGUUAUUGCCAUAAUAGUGAUUUAUUCGAUAGCCAAAUGGCUUGUGAAAUUUGUGCAGUAGUAGGAAAAGGACGUCCCAAGUACGGGGCCGAGGGCUCGGCGGAAAGAACCAGAACGGCUAACACCAUCAACCGCGCGACGAGAGCGCCGCCGCUGUAAACAUGGAAGCCGAAGCCAUAAUCGUCACCCGGAGGAUUUAUGACUAAUGACAAAACUAAUUAAAUAUAAUUGCUGCAAAAUUAACACGAAAAACAUAAAUCUAAUUGUACAAGCAAUUUAUCGGUCGUAAUAAUCAGAUUGAAGCAUGCUGGCUAUUUGCGAUGGCCGCGAAAACUGAGCAAUAAUUAGGGCCCGCAAUUUCAGCUCCCCACCCACGCGCAGAGCCCACAAUAAUGAAUAAUGCAACUGAUUUCUACUGGGAACUAUCGCAACUGAUUAGGCUAAGCAAUCUCACCUAUUACAAUGUUUCGGUUGGUGGUGGUGGUGGCGGUGAAAACACGGUGACACUGGAUGUGGUCAACUGCUGUACCACCGAACCGAACUUCUCAAUGUACCUGGAGGCCCUGCCGAACGACAGGGCCGGACUGUUAGCAUUUCUGUUCCUGUUUUCCUUCGCGACGGUGUUCGGCAAUUCGCUCGUCAUUCUGGCAGUUAUUCGUGAACGGUACCUGCACACGGCGACUAACUACUUCGUGACCAGUUUGGCCGUUGCGGAUUGUCUCGUAGGACUAGUAGUGAUGCCAUUUUCCGCACUGUACGAGGUGUUGCAGAAUACCUGGUUCUUCGGUGAGGAUUGGUGUGAUAUUUGGCGUUCGUUGGACGUUCUCUUCAGUACCGCUUCCAUACUGAAUCUGUGCGUAAUAUCGCUGGACCGAUACUGGGCCAUCACGGAUCCGUUCUCCUAUCCGAUGAAGAUGACCCGACGAAAAGCGGCAGCCCUGAUAGCGGCGGUGUGGAUCUGUUCCAGUGCGAUCAGCUUUCCGGCGAUCGUCUGGUGGCGGGCAGCUCGGGAAGGUGACAUGCCUCCAUUCAAGUGCACAUUCACCGAACAUCUCGGCUAUCUGGUGUUUUCCUCUACUAUAUCGUUCUAUCUUCCACUGCUGGUGAUGGUGUUCACGUACUGUCGAAUCUACCGUGCCGCAGCAAUACAAACACGAUCGCUCAAACUGGGCACCAAACAGGUCCUGAUGGCCUCCGGUGAACUCCAGCUUACGUUAAGAAUACACCGUGGGGGUACAACCAGGGAACGGCCAAGCCAUCGGCGGGAGCAUCAGCAACAGCUCGAUCAGGACCACCAACAGCAUACGGCCACUUCGACACCGGAAGAACCGGACGAAGAACCUCUGUCGGCGCUGCAGAAUAAUGGAUUGGGUGCUCGCCAUCGAACUCACAUGGGUAAAAACUUUUCCCUUUCGCGGAAGCUGGCAAAAUUUGCGAAGGAAAAGAAAGCUGCCAAAACGCUCGGUAUCGUGAUGGGGGUGUUCAUCGUGUGCUGGCUGCCGUUCUUCGUGGUGAACCUGCUGUCCGGGUUCUGCAUACAGUGCAUCGCCCACGAGGAGAUUGUGUCCGCGGUGGUCACCUGGCUCGGGUGGAUCAACUCCAGCAUGAACCCGGUGAUCUACGCCUGUUGGAGCAGGGAUUUUCGGAGGUGA